Messenger RNA from Anolis sagrei ordinatus, 2692 nucleotides. RefSeq names its product mitogen-activated protein kinase 8 (gene MAPK8). Gene Ontology annotation, cellular component: nucleus; cytoplasm. Lineage: Eukaryota; Metazoa; Chordata; Lepidosauria; Squamata; Anolidae. Gene Ontology annotation, biological process: protein phosphorylation; JNK cascade; response to mechanical stimulus. The record is from RefSeq and is a predicted model, not a curated record. Gene Ontology annotation, molecular function: JUN kinase activity; ATP binding.
CACCGCAGACCGGAAGCGCCGCCCGGGGAGGAGGAGGAGAAGGAGAAGGAGGAGCGCCGCAGUCCGGCGCCGGCCGCCACCCGCCUCGGGUGCUCUCCGCCGGAUUCAUGUCUUUUAAGUUAAGGUGUUCAUUUAACGGAAUCAUGAGCAGAAGUAAACAUGAAAACAACUUCUACAGUGUAGAGAUUGGAGAUUCUACCUUCACUGUACUCAAAAGAUACCAGAAUUUAAAACCCAUUGGCUCAGGUGCACAAGGCAUAGUAUGUGCAGCCUAUGAUGCUAUCCUUGAAAGAAAUGUUGCAAUCAAAAAGCUAAGUCGGCCGUUUCAGAACCAAACCCAUGCAAAAAGAGCCUACAGAGAACUUGUUCUCAUGAAGUGUGUAAAUCACAAAAAUAUUAUUGGCCUGUUGAAUGUCUUCACUCCACAGAAGUUGCUAGAAGAAUUUCAAGAUGUUUACAUAGUGAUGGAGCUCAUGGAUGCAAAUCUCUGCCAGGUGAUUCAGAUGGAGCUUGACCAUGAACGCAUGUCCUAUCUCCUCUAUCAGAUGUUGUGUGGUAUUAAGCAUCUUCACUCAGCUGGAAUUAUACAUAGGGAUUUGAAACCUAGCAAUAUAGUGGUAAAAUCUGACUGCACUUUGAAGAUUCUUGACUUUGGACUGGCUAGAACAGCAGGAACCAGCUUUAUGAUGACACCUUAUGUAGUGACUCGUUACUACAGAGCGCCAGAAGUCAUCUUAGGAAUGGGAUACAAAGAAAAUGUUGAUAUUUGGUCAGUGGGGUGCAUCAUGGGAGAAAUGAUCAAAGGUGGUGUAUUAUUUCCUGGUACAGACCAUAUUGAUCAGUGGAAUAAAGUCAUUGAGCAACUAGGGACCCCAUGUUCUGAAUUCAUGAAGAAACUACAACCAACAGUAAGGACCUAUGUGGAGAACAGGCCUAAAUAUGCUGGCUAUAGUUUUGAGAAGCUUUUCCCAGAUGUCCUCUUUCCAGUUGACUCUGAACACAACAAAUUUAAGGCCAGUCAGGCGAGAGAUUUGUUAUCCAAAAUGCUGGUGAUCGAUGCCUCAAAAAGAAUCUCAGUAGAUGAAGCUCUUCAGCACCCUUAUAUCAAUGUCUGGUAUGACCCUUCAGAAGCAGAAGCGCCUCCUCCAAAGAUACCAGACAAACAGUUAGAUGAAAGAGAGCAUACAAUAGAAGAAUGGAAAGAACUGAUUUACAAUGAAGUUAUGGAGCUGGAGGAGAAAACCAAGAAUGGAAUUAUACGUGGACAGCCAUCUCCUUUAGGUGCAGCAAUGAUCAAUAGCUCUCAACCUCAGUCCUCGUCAUCGUCUGCCAAUGACACGGCUUCCAUGUCCACUGACCCAACACUGAUCUCCGAGAUAGACAGCAGCCUAGAAACAUCAGCCGGCCCCCUAGGAUGCUGUAGAUGAUAGAUCAGUUAGGGAUAAUUAGUUAUGGAAUUAUAUUAUUUUGUGUUAAAAAAAUCUUUAAAAAUAAUUAUGGGGUACACUACUAAUUUUCAAUUGUAAGUUUUAAUGACGGGCCACAAUGCUUUUCUGUAAUUAAUUGUACAGUAUUAAGCUUAAAAUUUUUUUACCACAGAUUUUAAAAAUGAUGUGUUUUACUACUGUGAUGCUGACUUUAUUUUUUAAAAUUGAAUUUGUAAGAAGUUUUAUUAAAUGUAACAUUGUUGUUCAGUUUAUUUAAGUUUAUAUUGUCUUUCAAAAUAGUUUUAUUAGAUUAUCUGUGUAUAUUUGCAGGAACUUUCUCAGUUCAAAAGUGUAUUUCCCCCCUUUUAGCCAUGUUUCUGGGGUGAAACAGCUAAAUGUAGGCAAAGGCGUGAUGCUUAGGUUUCUUUCUGUGAGCUCCUAUCGAAUCAGGUCUCUUUCAGGUUAUCUAGAAUCAAAAGUAUUCUAUAUGAUGUGAGGGAGUUAUUGAUAUUCAGAUGUUUAGCAUGACAGAGCUUCUGAUUACAUAAAAGAUGAUGGCACAUGAUAAAGCAUACUGACAGUUGAAAAUAAUACUUCACUUCUAGUUCCAUUAGCCUUUCUCUUCAUUCACAGUGAAAUUAAUUAACAAUGCAAAUUCAUGUUUCCCUCACUGUAGUAGGAAAAUAGUUUAUUUCUUUGUUCAUUCUUCUGUAGUCCUUUCUUUUACAAGCCAUUUUGCCUUUGAGCACUUUUUCCUAAGUUCUAGUCCUGUAGAGAAUGUAUUAUAUAAGUGGAUAGAUACACAAUGCUGCAAGGGAGUUCGUCCUACUGGAUCAACAGCUUUAAUCUUUUGGCUCAUCACAGCGUUGGACAGCAGAAGUGUCAAAGGCUGGCCGUGGGUCAUUCUGAAGCCAUGAGAUUUGAGUAGCUUUCAGCACUGAAAUCCCAAUUUUGUAAUGCCCUCCUGUUUAAAAAAAAGUAAUAAUGAUGUGUGUAGAAAUGUUAUAUAUGAUGUAAAAAGGUGCUGCUUCUCUUUGAAAUAUCUUAACUCCUUACACUAUAUGUUAUUGAAUGGGGUUAUUGUGCAACGGAUUUACAUUCUGUGUGAGUAAAACAAUCAGUUGAGAAGUUGUGCUCAGAAAAUGCAACGUUUUUUGUGAAUUAAGGCUGUACUGACUGCCUUAUGUAGAUAGAAGUGUUUGUGUAUUGGGUUUAAAUGUGAACAAAACUGUAAAUUCAACAAAUAUUAAACAGAAUAGCACAAA